AACGUGAAAUUGGUGAAAGCAUAUAUAAUAUCAACUUAUUUGACUGCAAAUGUGUAAUGUUAAUCAAAAUAAUCAAAUCUUAUUAGUUGUUAAGUUUUUUAACUCGUGUAUAAGUAAUUGCUCAACAGUGUUAUUAGAAAUUUAAAAAAAAUGGAAAAGUCUAUUCAAACAGUAGGAUUCAAAAUAACAUUAACGUCAGAUCCAAAACUACCAUUUAAAAUACUUAAAGUACCAGAAGCCGCUCCAUUCACUGCAGUUUUAAAAUUUGCAGCUGAAGAGUUCAAAGUAUCAGCCGAAACAUCAGCUAUCAUCACAGAUGAUGGGAUUGGUAUAAACCCUCAACAAACUGCAGGUGUUGUUUUUCUAAAACAUGGAACAGACCUAAGACUUAUACCAAGAGAUAGAGUUGGUUUUAACAAAUAUUAAUAUGUAAUCUAAUAUUAAAUUUUAAAAUAUCUGUUUGUAUUAUUUUAAGCAUUUUUUUUAAUAUACAUACCUUAGAAUAUAAUGUGAAAUAAUCCCAUUCAACACGCUAACAAUUGUUGUUUAGCUUAUUCUUAAAAGACAUCCUGAUGUUGUAUUCAUUCUAAAUAUUAAAUAUAAUAUAUCCAUUAAUAAAAUAUUUAAUAUACA
This is a messenger RNA of Rhopalosiphum padi (bird cherry-oat aphid), 633 nucleotides long. It is a transcript of the gene Ufm1, whose product is annotated as ubiquitin-fold modifier 1. NCBI's taxonomy places the organism in Eukaryota, Metazoa, Arthropoda, Insecta, Hemiptera, Aphididae. Gene Ontology annotation, biological process: protein K69-linked ufmylation. The record is from RefSeq and is a predicted model, not a curated record. The transcript has a single exon. The coding region runs from base 151 to 426 and encodes 91 amino acids. Gene Ontology annotation, cellular component: cytoplasm; nucleus.